GUGUACUAUAUCUUUGGCACUCGUCGUCGGGGCCGGAGAAUUGAGCGGCGGCGUGUCUAAGAAAAGUGUUUAAGAAAAUGCUCAAAGCAAGCAACAGUAACCGAAACAGAAACAGAAACGGAAACAGAAUCCGCCGAAUUCGUUUUCGCAUUCGCAUUCGAAUCAUCUGUUCAGAUACAUGAAAAGUGCCGCCUACAAAACAAAACUUGACAGCAACAGCAACAGCAACAACAACAGCAAUAACGACAACAACUAGAACGGCAGCAGCAGCAGCAACAGCAUAACAUAUUAUUCGUAUGUAUGAGUGUAUAGCCAAAAGAAAUUAAAUUAAAUUCGCAAACGGAGCAACGGCGAAAAAAUCAAAUUAUAAUUGCAUACACACACACACACAGACACAUACAUAUAUAUAUACAUAUAUACAACUACACAUCUAUGUACUACAUACAUACAAGUGUAUGUGUGCUCUAUGUAAAAUAACUUUGUGCUCUGCCCAACCAAAGUGUCGUCUACGUGCGUGAGUCCGUGUGUGUGUAUGUGUGCGUGUGCGGGCGUGCGUCUGUGUGCGUGUGCGUAUAUUUCAUGUGAAAACACUUUUGUUGUUGUUCUUGGCACACACACGACAUUCAUACAGAAUUUUUUUGCGCGCGUUUCCACUAGUGUGCGAGUGUUUCAAUUUUUUUUGUUGUGCACUUUUUUUUUGUCGUGUUAAAGGUUGCAGCAGCACCAUCGCGAGGGCAACUGUUGCACAAACUCAAUCAGAGAGCGAGAGAUGGCAUAAAAAAUAAAAGCUACAACGAACGCAGCAGCAAUAACAAUAACAAACAACAACUACAACAACAACAACAACAACAACUACAGCAAAAGCAAUAGCGACAACAGCAGCAGCAGCGAUUGCGCGCCUUUUUUAUGCAUACACACACAUACAUUUGCAUUAAUGUUAUUGUGUGUGUUUAACUUUUUUUUUGGGUUUUUUUUUGUUACUCUCGUCUCUGCAUAAUAAAUGAGACAGAGAACAACAACAACAACAACAAUAGUAACAACUAAACACAUGUUGAUGUGUGUUGUUCAAAUUUCAAUUUAGUUAGAGAAAAGCAAAAAAGGCGCGCCCAGAUAAGAUACAGUUAGGCGGAAGAGCCAGCAACAACAAGAACAGCAGCGAACAGCGACGGCGACGGCGACAGCGACUGCGACUGCGACAGCAGCUUCACCUGCCAAAGCAAAGCUUACAGUCUCAGAAGACGACAAAACUAACAUCAUCAGCAGCAGCAGCAGCAGCAACAACAACCGCAGCGCGGCAGCAGAAGCAGAAAAAGAAGAGAAGAGCAGCGCAGAGAAGAGCAGAGCAAAAAGCACAGCUAGAAUUGCGCUGCGACGGUGGCGACGACAGUCGCUGAAGAAUAUGCGACUGUCACACAUGUGUUGUUCUACAGCCUCAACAGCAGCAGCAGCAGCAGCAGGUGUGUCUGUGUGUGCGCGCGCGUCUCCGUGUGUGUGUGUUACAUAUUUGCAGCGACAACAACAACUAUCAGCCACUUUGUAAAUGAAAGCAAAACACACACAACAACAACAAAAAAAAAAGCGAAAACAAACGAAACAAGAAAAACAAAAAAAAAAACCCACAAUGUUAUACAUGCUUGUAAAGUGGCAUUAAAUUGCAACAAUAACAAAAAUCAACAACAGCAGCAGCAGCAACAAUAAUAAUAAUAAUAAUACAUGGCAACAGCGCCCACCAAGUGUCAAUAAAACAACAACUAAAGCAACAACAACAACAACACCAGCAAGAGCAACAACAGCAAGCAGAAGGUUGCUCGAACUCGAAUUCGAAGUUGAAGACGAACUCGAAUUCGAAUUUCAGUCUUCUUGCACCGCCGCCGGCGGCAAUCUUCAAAUUUUUGUGUCAACGCUGCACUUUCGAGCCUUGUGUCUUCGGCUAACGGCAUUUUUCGUAUUUAUUUAUUUUAUUUUUUUGUUGUUCCAUUCGUUUCAUUUUCAAUUCAGUUGUGUGUGGAUUUUUUUUUGCUGUUGUUUUAAUUUUUUUUUUUGUGAGCGGGAGGGGAAUGUGUCUCAAUUGUUGUUAAGUGAAUGGUGCGCUCGCAAAAAAUAAUAAAAAAAAAAGAAAAAAUCAAAUAAAAUCAGAAAGCUGAGUGAAUGCAGUGAAUCAAUCAAAUCCAUCAACAAUCGCCGCAUCUCAAUUUUGCAACUGCAACAGGAGCAACAGCAACAGCAACAGCAACAGCAACAACAACAGUAGCAAUAACUACAACACAACAGCAACAUGGAUUGUGAUUAUUCGAAAUUUCUAUACAAAAUCGGACCCGGCACCAUACCAUCUCCGUGGGCACCAGUGAAUGCCGGUCCUCCUGGUCCACUGGGAUCGGCAGACACAAAUGGCAGCAUGGUGGACAGUAAAAACUUGGAUGUUGGCGACAUGAGCGAUGACGAAAAGGAUUUGUCAUCCGCUGAUGCCGAGGGAGUCUGGAGUCCUGACAUUGAGCAAAGCUUUCAAGAAGCACUGUCAAUAUAUCCACCAUGUGGACGCAGGAAAAUCAUAUUGUCCGAUGAGGGCAAAAUGUAUGGGCGCAACGAGCUAAUCGCGCGAUACAUCAAAUUGCGAACCGGCAAGACGAGAACCCGUAAACAAGUGAGCUCUCACAUCCAAGUGCUCGCCAGACGGAAACUCCGUGAAAUCCAAGCCAAAAUCAAAGUCGAACCCAAUGGUGUGUCCUUGCAUUUACUCAAUGAGAAAGAGCAGACCCUGCAGGCCAUGAGCUCCAUGACCAGCUCACAAAUUGUCUCCGCCCAGGCGGCCAAUAAUCUUGCCCUGGCUGCCUCAGCGCUGACGGCGGGCGUGCACCAUUCGAAGCAUCUGCCGCAUCCCGCCCACCACAGUCACAGUCACAGCCACCCAAGCCACCAUCACCACAGUCACAGCCACCCAAGUCACCUCCACCACAGCCACAGCCACCCAACACACCACCACCACAGUCACAGCCAUAGCCAUAGCCACCAACAUCCGCACCAUCAUCAUCAGAUGGGCGUGGCAGCUGCAGCCGCCGCUGCUGCCGCCGCCGCCGCUGCAGCUGCUGCCGCUGUGGCCCAGUCGCCGGCAGCUGCCGCUGCAAGUGGUGGUGCAACGACUGCUGCUGUUGGUGCUGCUGGUGGCGCCACAUCCAAUGCUGUUGCAGUGUCGUCGUCGUUGUCGCCACGACACCACAACAAUGCCCACCAUUCCCAUCACAAUCUACCGCACCACCUGCAUCUGCACCAUCAUCAGCAUGCAGCAGCGUCCGUUGCAGUCUAUCACCUGCAACAACAACACCACCAACAACAACAGCACCAGCAACAACAACAGCAGCAGCAGCAUUCGAGUGGGGCAACAGCAGCAGCAACAACAACAACGACAACAGGUGGCGUGUCACCAACUGUGGCCGAUGGUGGUGGGGGGGUUGCGGCGGCACAUGUGAUGGCAAGGCAACCGCCACCGCCGCCGUUGCACCAUCCGCCGUUGUAUCCGGGCCAAUUUUGGCAACCCGGUCUACAGCCGAGCACAUCGCAAGAUUUUUAUGAUUACAGCAUCAAGCCCUUCGCCCAGGCGCCCUACACACCUGGCAAACCCUCGACGGCGGUGUCCGGCGAAAUCGAGGCCGGUAUUCCGUCCGCACAGUUGCCAUGGGAGGGUCGUGCCAUUGCCACGCACAAAUUCCGCUUGCUCGAGUUUACGGCCUUCGUGGAUAUCCUCAGAGACGAGAUCUAUCACCGACAUCUUUUCGUGCAGCUAGGCGGCAAGCCAUCCUUCUCCGAUCCGCCACUUGAGACUGUUGACAUUCGACAAAUAUUUGACAAAUUCCCGGAGAAAUCCGGCGGUCUCAAAGAUCUCUACGAAAAGGGUCCACAGAAUGCGUUCUACCUUGUCAAAUGUUGGGCGGAUCUCAACACGGACGUAACGACUGGCAACGAAUCGGGUGAUUUCUAUGGCGUCACAAGCCAAUAUGAAAGCAAUGAGAACAUUGAGCUUGUGUGUUCGACAAUCGUUUGCUCCUUUGGCAAACAAGUUGUGGAAAAGGUGGAGAAGGAGUAUUCACAUCUGGAGAAUAAUCGCUACGUGUAUCGCAUUCAGCGCUCGCCAAUGUGCGAGUACAUGAUCAAUUUCAUACAGAAGCUGAAGAAUUUACCUGAACGCUAUAUGAUGAACAGUGUGCUCGAGAAUUUUACAAUAUUACAAGUAAUGAGAGCGCGUGAAACGGAAGAGACACUGCUAUGCAUAGCGUAUGUGUUUGAAGUGGCAGCGCAGAACACGGGAACCACGCACCACAUCUAUCGCCUUAUAAAGGAAUAGCAUGAGCUGCACGAAGCAGCGUCCACUCUGUCCGCGAACCCCACCAAUGCACAAAUCAGCGAAUACAGCAACAGCAACAGCAACAACAUCAGCAACAACAACAAUACGAGUAGAAGCCACAACAACAGUAGCAGCAACAACACCAGUACCAACAACAACAACAACAACAGUAGCAACAGCAGCAAUAACAACAGUAGCAGCAACACCAGCAGUAGCAACAACAAUAACAAUGCCAUCAAGAGCAACAACAACAACAGCAGCAGCAACAUCAUCAGCACAAAUGUAACAACAUCAACAACAACAGGAGCAACAACAGGAACAGGCACAGAGGAAGCACACAGCACGACAACGCUGCAAGGCGGCAGCCAGGAAACGGUUUCGACGAUCAUUAAGCAAUCGCCAACAUCGCCGCAGCAACAGCAGCAGCAGCGGUUGAGUGGGAUUGCAGGUCUGCAAGUGGAUGAAGUGCUUUAUGCGCAGGUGCAGCCUGAGAACAACUACCAGCUGCAACAACAGCAACAGCAGCAGCAACAACAACAACAACAACAAUUGCAACAACAGUCGCGUCUAAGCACACACUUAUUGCUGCAGCAGCAACAACAGCAGGCCACACAGCGGCAACAUCAACAGCAGCAGCAACAUCAACAGCAACAGCAACAACAGCAGCAACUUGUUACUUACCAGGACCGUCCACCGCCGCCGCCCUACAACGUGUGCAGCAAACAGCCGCCGCCACACCAUCCGCAACAGUUCGAUGAGGAGCAACAACAACAACAGCAGCAGCAACAUCAGCAACAUCAACAGCAGCAGCAGCAACAGCAACAAUUGAAUACCUAUGAACAGUUUUUGAAACUGUCAGCACAGGAAUACACGCAAUUGAAUGCAGCUGCCGAGAGUGCGGCGCUCAAUUUGAGCAGCAUUGGCGUUGGCAAAUCUGUCGAUGAAGAUGCCACCGUCGAAUCAUCGUCAACAGCAACAGCAAUAACAACAACAACAACUCACGAGCUGCGCAUGCUGCGGCAGGCGAAUGUGGCUGCUGCCAUGGCUGUGGUUGCUAAUGUGGCUGCCAAUGCGAAUGUUGAGCCCGUCAAUGACACCGAUUGCGAGCCGUAGGAGGAGGAGGAGGAGGAGGCUUAUUAUUGUAGAAUAUAUAAGAAUAAUGAUUGAUUGAUUGAUUGAUUGUAGUGUGAGCAUAUAGUAGGAAAAGGUCAGCAACACACACACACACACACUAAAUGCAACACGCAAGUCUUGAUUUCUUUAUGAUGAUGGCACGAAAGAAAGCCAGCCUGUACCUUGAAUUUAAUAUCUUUGUCGAAAUUCAAUUGAAUGUUGCCUUUAAGACGAGACUACUACACGAGACAAUCCUUUCUCCAGCUGAAAAAAAAACAACAACAAAAAAAUAUCUAUUGUAUUUGUAUUUUUGUUCUGUGUUCCGCUGUAAAGUGUUGCUGAGGCUCUUUUGUUGUUUUUGCUUUUUAUAUCAUUAAUUUUUUUUUGAUUUUUUUGAUUGGUUUAGUUUGUUGGUCAUCAUUGAAACGAACGUAAAAUUCUGCAUACAUAUUUACAUACAUGAAAAAAAUACAUUUAAAUGAUCUCAAAGUUACUUAAAACAUAUUUUUUGUGUGUAAUUUGUAUUUGUAUUUUUUGUUUUGUUUUAUUUUUUUUUCUCCCCUUUAUUUAAUUAUUUUAUUUGCUAUUUUCGAGUGAAUGUAAAACGAAGCCGUUGUCGUGCGCUGAUUUCUUUUGCAAUUUUUAUCAGAAAAUUGAAACCUAAUUUUAAACUGCAAUUUAAAAUAUCAAAUAUUGUACAACACACAAAAACAAAAAACAAACAAAAAAAACACCAACAACAAACAAACAAACAAAAAAAAAACGCAUAUUUUUUUUGAUUUUUUUUUUUGUUCAUAGCUAUUAGAGAAGUAUGAGAAAAUAAUAUGUAUAGUAAUAUUACAUUAGUUUUAUGUUUAAUUAAUUGUAAAAGCGCGCCAAGUUGUUUAAGCCCCACACAAACACACACACACACACAUUGAAUAUUGAUGAAUUGACAGCUGGACAGACACAGGUUAGGUUUUUGGAUAGGAUUAGUUGAGCUGGAAUUGGAGUUGGAGUGGGAGCUGAGAGUGUGCAUUGCCUUUGGAAGAAGAAGAAUAAGAAGAAGACGAGUACGAAUUAUACCGACAUGCAAUACUAUAUAGAAUAUAGUACAUAUAGUAAUGCAUAUGCACAACACAGAAAGAAUCAAACUCGAAAUUGCAAAACACUUUUCUCUCAAGUGACUGUUAAACAACAAAUGAAUGAAGAUGAAAACACACACACACACACAACAAAUAUAAGAAACAAACAAAAACAAAAAAACUAAAACAAAUCAAUAGCAUGCAUAAAGAAAAUGAAUUGUGCGUGUGGUAACCACGAUGUUAUUUCUCUAUUUCUUACUUAUGAUGUAUGUAACUAUAGUAUAAACGUAUAUGUAUAUGUAAAACAAUUCAUUUAAGCAUGAAUCGAACGAUCCACCGUUAUAUAAAUGAUUAACUAUUGAUUUAAAUGCAUUAUCUUAUACGCAAAUCUAUACGAAAAGCAAAAACACAACAAAAAAAAAAUCAAAAAUCCAAAAAAAAAAAACAAAUACAAAAAAAAACCAAGAACAAAUUCAUUGUCUCAAGUGCUCUCGCAAAUCCAGCGAUAUUUCGCAAGCGAUAUUCAUCGACCCCAACAGCAAACACCCCAGCGGGAACUCACGCUCGCUUCAAAAGAAAAUUCCAAAGGCUGCUGGGAUACGCAACUGUAUCGUGAUCGAAAUGCCAUACAACAACAACAAAAAAAAAAAAACCAACAACAAUAUACAAUUUUAAAAUCCUCAUCAAAAUCCGUGCUAUUUUGCUGUGCUCCUUCAAUGGGAUAUUUGAUCGGGUGAUGAUGAUCUUCUGGCCGUUUGCUUUUGGGGGGAGGGGAGGCGAAUACAAAGGAUUGCGACAGAAAACUUGGCGAAUUACACCGAUAAUUACAAAGCAUUACAAGUAAAGAAAAAAAAAACGAAAAAAAAAAACAAAACAACAAUCUUAAACAUAAAAAGAAAGAGAAAAAAUAUAAAAAGUUAAGAGAAAAAUAAACUAAUACUAAAUUAAAGUAAAACAAAUGUAUUGUAAAUGUAAAAUAGCAUCGUUUUCGUAUGUAUAUGUAGCUACUAAGGCUAAACUAUAAACAAAAAAACCUACAACUAAAAACUAAACUAUAACUAAAGGUAAAGAAAGUAUAAUACAUAUUUAUAAAUGUAAAGUAUUUCGUUGUUGUACGAUUAAAACAAAUACGCAUUUUUUUUGUUAGUAAUUAAACGAAAUUCAAACUGCAUGCAAAAUUUAAAUGAAAUGAAUUCACAUGCAGAGCGAGAAAGAGAGAUAAAUAGCGAUAGAGAUGAAGCAUAAGAUAGAGCGAGAGAGAGAGAGAGAGAUAUGAAGAGAGAAGGAAAAUUUGUACAUUUAUCGCAUAAACAAUAAUUGAAAAAAAAAAUACAAUACUAAGAAAAAUAUUGAAGAAGAACUUUGAUCAUACAAAUAUUAGUAUAAAUGACACACACACAUACACACACACACACAUACACACACACACACCAAUACACACACAUACUUGAAAAGGGGUAAAAUGUAACAAUAAUACAUAAUAAAUCGAAAGAAUGAGAAAAAUACUGUUUUAAACAAUUUUUAAUCACGCAACAGUUACAAUUACAAAUUACAAAAAUAAAAGAACAUGAAAUGUAACUACAUAAAGUAAAAAAACGUAAAAUCGUAAAUACGAAGAUGAAAAUGAAAUAAAAUAGUGCCUAACAGAAGCAAAGUAUUACAAGCCAAGGGGGGCGUGCCUCGAAGUGCCGCCCACUUGUUUCAAUCACGAAUUGUGCGAUUUAUUUCCAAGUCAAAUCCAAGUUAAUAAUACAAACACACACAAACAGAGAGAGAGAGAGAGAAAUAUUGUAAUUCUACAGGUGGUUGUGCUUCAGUUCGAUUGGUUUCCAAAAAUGCUUAAUCUCACACACACACACACACACACACACACACAUUAUUUAAGAAGAAGAAUCUAAACAGCAUCCAUACAGUAUGAGUAACUAACUCUCAAGUUAGUGUCCACAUUUAAGAACUUAGUUUAAAGCAUAUUUGUUGUAUAUUAUGCCCCGCCCCCCGUCCACCUUCCCCGCCAGCCAACAACAACAACAUCAACAAUAAUAACCAAUCAAUCCCAACCCACAAAGCAAACGGAGCGCUACUUAGUUUUAAAAAAAAAGAAAAUCCUAAAUUCUUCGAUCAUAUUUUAUUAAAAUGCAAUUUUAAUUUGUUCAAAGUUCACCUUCCAAUAUGCAAUAACAAUUUGUUGUAAGCAAAAAUCUAUGUACACAUAGAGUUACUAAAUAUAUGUGCAAAAGCAGGACAUGUGUAAUGUUUUUAAUAGUCCUUCCUCCUCCCUUUCCACCUGCCUUUCUACUCCAGCAUAUCAUCUUUUUGCCAUCUCCUUACCUUAUCUUUUAAUCCUGUCCCCCCCUCCGCAUCCUUUAGCCAGUCCGAUAUAAAUUUUAAGUUAUGUUUUUUUUUUUUGGAUUUCGCUAAACAGAAAAUAUAAUUUUGUUCGUGUGAAGUACAUUGUAAUUUAUGCAGACACUCUACUACAUAAUAAGCAAGAUUGAAUUACGAUCAUCAUCAUCAUCGAUCAUCAGCGAUCAUCAAGAUCAUCAGCAAACAUCAUCAUCAACAAAUUCAGAAAACACACACAUCAGCAGCAGCAAAUAAUAGUGCUUAAAUCAAUUAUUAAUAAAUUUAUAAAUAGAUAUACAGAUAAAUGAUAAACAAAACAAAAACCAAAAAAGAAAAAAGAAAAAAGAAAGAAACAACUGAAAACAAUAACAAAUCAAGGAUGAACAGUGAAUAUGUAAAACAAUAAAAUUGCAGUUACUUAUAUUUACAUAAAUGAUUGCAAUCUAUGAAAAAUA
This is a messenger RNA of Drosophila sulfurigaster albostrigata, 9311 nucleotides long. RefSeq names its product protein scalloped (gene scalloped). Gene Ontology annotation, cellular component: transcription regulator complex. NCBI's taxonomy places the organism in Eukaryota, Metazoa, Arthropoda, Insecta, Diptera, Drosophilidae. Gene Ontology annotation, biological process: hippo signaling; embryonic organ development; regulation of transcription by RNA polymerase II. The transcript has 11 exons. The record is from RefSeq and is a predicted model, not a curated record. The coding region runs from base 2276 to 4336 and encodes 686 amino acids. Gene Ontology annotation, molecular function: RNA polymerase II cis-regulatory region sequence-specific DNA binding; DNA-binding transcription factor activity, RNA polymerase II-specific.